AUGUGUCCAGCUUGCCCCGGUCCAUCAAUUGUCCCUUUUCGUACACCAGCCCGCUUUACCCUGGUGCACUGCCCUGCCCCCAGCAGCGCUGGUAGCGAUUUAUACAAGUCAAAUUGUCAAGAACAACCGCCCCCAACAUGCCAACCCUUGGGGAAAACGUGUACUUUAAGAACUCGCCUUGGUCUUCGAUAUCGGAAGUGUGGGCAGCGCUGCACAUCGACAGGAACAGCAUGCACUAAGUCGAUAACCAAAAAGAAUCGAGACCAAAUCGAGACUUUGAUUACGUCCAUGGUUCUCCUCUGUCAGGCAUCUACGGGACUGAUCUCGAAGAUGGAAGAGCUUAGCGCGCUCGCGAAUUGUCAUUCCCACCGACGCAAAGAUCCAGAAGAUGCCCGAAAGGCAAAAUGGAUGGCUGCUUUUCCGGCGCGGCCUAGUGACGUGCGUUAUGUCGAGGUGCAGGUCACAGAAUUACUUGGGUCUCCUUUUACUAUAUGCGGUGCAAAAACAGAGUCAGAUUUAUGUCCGAACAAGAUCGGAGGCCGAAUGGUUCAAAAUCUCCAGAGAAUCAUGACGAAAUCAAUUCUAAAGAAGAACAUGUACUGCUCCGCUCACGAGCUCAACACACAUUUUAACAGAGGGGAUUGUUCCAAGUCCAAAAUCCUGGGGAUUUGCACAACGGCAGGCUUCAGUGUGGGACUGCCAACUCGGUCUGAGGCACCCAAUGAACCUGAAUGCAAAUCGUUAGGUUCAGAAUUUACCGAGCACUGCGACGGGUCCUCCUUUCAGGGUCAACAAAAAUCAAGCUUGGGAAUACCGGAAGAUUCAGCCUUGGUUUUGCUGGAGGGGUUUGACACUACCCCCUUUCAAAUCCUUCCGAGAACGAACAGGCGAGGCACAAAAACCCUGAACGACUAUUUCCAAGAAAAAGUCCGCCGAGAUCUGCGUUCCCGGCAUGGGAUAAGCGGAAAUAUUUAUGCUUUUCAAGCAAAGAGUGACCCAGGAUAUAUCAAAAUAGGAUAUACGACUGGACCUGUUCUCGAGCACCUCCGAUCGUUCAUAUUUGGGUGCAACAGGGAAAUGAAAGUGCUGUUCCCUACUUCCCCUGAGUUCGGGAAUUCAGUGCCGAAUGCCUGGCGGGUUGAGGAAUUAUGCCAUGCGGAAUUGGUUGAUGAUCAAGUCCAGGUUGAUUGUACAGGGUGUUUGAGUGAGCAUCGAGAAUGGUUCCAAAUCUCUGCUGCAGAUGCAUUUGCGGUGAUUAAAAAUUUGGUCUGCGUGGAUGAGAACCACGCCAUAUGACUCAGUGCGCGGGAGCUUGAAAAAGAAAGGAGAAACGCAAAGCUGCUAAAAUGGAC
Aspergillus brunneoviolaceus CBS 621.78 is the source of this 1352-nucleotide messenger RNA. RefSeq names its product GIY-YIG nuclease family protein. Lineage: Eukaryota; Fungi; Ascomycota; Eurotiomycetes; Eurotiales; Aspergillaceae. The record is from RefSeq and is a predicted model, not a curated record. Bases 1 to 1296 code for a protein of 431 amino acids. The transcript has 2 exons.